UCCUCUCCCUUCAAACACACAAAAUAUAUGGAACUCCUUUUCCCUUACUUUUCUCACGCCAAAAAUCUUUCUUUCCUCCUUAUAAAAGCAAAUUAACACAAACCCUUCUCUAGCGUGUGCUUGCCUUAGCGCCUCCUCUUCCUCACUACACUUAACCCUACCUCUCUUUCUCUCACCACCACACAUUCCAAGAUAACCCUUUUCAUCCAUCAAUCAAUCUUCCUCUUCAUCUUUCUCUGUUUUUUUCCUUUUCAAAAAUCUACAUACAAAUACCAAAACUGAAGCCUUUGUUUGGACUUGAAUAGCUUCUUAUCCCAACCCCAGAUUUCAUUUUUCUCUUCUUUCUGGGUAUUCUCAUAAAAGAUCAAAACUUUUUUGUUUUUUCCUUUCUGGGUUUCCUUUAUAUUCAACCGUAAAUGGCAAUUUCUUAUCCCCAGUUCAUUGUCUCGGAGAAAUCUCCCAUGGAAGCCAAAAUUAUAGUCCCUUCUUCUUCUUCCUCUGCUUCUCAAGCUUCUCCUUCUCCUCCUCCUCCUUCUUCAUCUAUGUCCCCAGUGGUUCUCACCCAAGACGAGCUCAAGAAAAUCGCAGCCUAUAAAGCUGUGGAGUAUGUUGAAUCCAACAUGGUUAUUGGCCUUGGUACUGGCUCCACAGCCAAACACGCUGUGGAUAGAAUCGCUGAGCUUUUGAACCAAGGUAAGCUUCGCAACAUUGUAGGCAUACCCACAUCGAAAAAAACUUAUGACCAGGCUGUCUCUCUUGGAAUCCCUCUCUCUGAUCUCAAUUCUCACCCAGCAGUCGAUUUGUCAAUCGAUGGUGCUGAUGAGGUUGACCCUUUUCUUAACCUUGUUAAAGGCCGAGGUGGGUCGCUUUUGAGAGAAAAAAUGGUGGAGAGCUCGAGCAAGAAAUUCGUUGUGAUUGUUGAUGAGUCAAAGAUGGUUGAGCAUUUGGGUGGGAGUGGUCUAGCUAUGCCUGUUGAGGUUGUGCCAUAUGGUGAUCUGGCCGUUGCUAAAAGUCUUCAGGCUUUGUUUGAGGACUCUGGUUGUGUUGCAAAGCGUAGAACUUUGGAUUUGGAUGGGAAGGUGCCCUUUAUUACAGACAAUGGGAAUCACAUUGUGGAAUUGUUUUUCAAGAAGGAUAUUGGGGAUUUGAAUACUGCAAGCGAUAAGAUUUUGAGGAUUCCUGGUGUUGUGGAGCAUGGGAUGUUUCUUGGCUUGGCAACCACUGUGAUUGUAGCUGGAGAGCUUGGUGUCAGGGUGGAGAAUAAGUCUUAAUUCAUUUUUAUCACCAUGAUGAUUUAUCUAACAAUAAAUUCAUGGCUUUUGAGGCAAAAAUAGGGGGGGGAAAGGUUAAAUUUUGAUGAUUAAUGUAAUAGGGAGGAAGGGUUUUUAUUUUAUUUUAGGAUCAUUGAUAUAGUAGAAUCUGUGGGGAGGAUCCCCUCAAGUUUUGUUUUCGUUCUCAGAUAAAUAAUUAGCAAGGAAGGAUUAGGAGAUUUGUUAUCUUUGUUGGCAGCUGAAUGAGCAGCCUUUUAAAUGUUGAGGCUGUAAUGCCCUUUUUUGGAAAUGAAAGCUUCUUCAUUGUCUAUUGGAUGUUUCAGCUUUUAUGCUUU
Quercus lobata is the source of this 1606-nucleotide messenger RNA. RefSeq names its product probable ribose-5-phosphate isomerase 2. The record is from RefSeq and is a predicted model, not a curated record. Lineage: Eukaryota; Viridiplantae; Streptophyta; Magnoliopsida; Fagales; Fagaceae. The transcript has a single exon. Gene Ontology annotation, biological process: pentose-phosphate shunt, non-oxidative branch. Gene Ontology annotation, molecular function: ribose-5-phosphate isomerase activity. The coding region runs from base 417 to 1271 and encodes 284 amino acids.